UAGCCACCUGCGAAUACCUGCUCUAAGGCUGAUUUCUGUUGACACAAGGCGGUUUCCUAGAAACAUUCAUAAAGCAUUUAACCGGUUCCUCCUGCACACCGCAGAAAAACGUUCAGCUAACAUACGGUGACAGCGACCCAGGACAACCGCUGAGCAUCGCAUGUUGUCUUGCGACAAAAAUGGCCUUGCUUGACUGCCUCUCUCGUACUCAAAAAAUAAUACUAGCUAUCUUGUGUUUUCCUCUGCUCCCGUUCUACCUGUGCUAUGUGUGCUGCUGUUCCUCUGAUGAAGAUGGCGGAGAGGCCAAGGCGAGUCAGAAAGGUGACCUAAGGCGAGCGGAAGAGGCCAAAAACGACGCAGUGGAUGGUCAUGGGGUCAAAGUCACAGUCAACAUUCAGCCAAGCCCAAGAACCCUGCCAAGGAGCACUGCCACUCAAAGAGAACAGACAGACAAGAGUGUGGAGUGUAAUGUAAAUGGGAACAGGGAAGUGGUAACGGUUGAGAUUCAUCCAAAGAAAAGGACGGCUAACUUGGUGAAGAAGUUUUCUUUCGGAAAAGGAAAAGUAACCAGCAGAAAUGAAGCCGUGUAUGAAAAUGAGGGCUAUGUCAAUGACCAGAAUGGAACCAAAGUGAGCAAUGCAAUACUACUUGCUUAUCCAUGGGAUGGGUCUACGCUUAAGUCAAUGCGGAUUGAUUUAAAUCAGUUUAAACAGCUCGAUGCUUAUGCAAGUGAGGUGAGGGCCAGCAGCAGUGUGGAGGUUCUGGUCCGGGAUCUGCUCAGAGGCACCAGCAGUGAUGUUGAGAAGCUGAGGGCGAUUUGGGUUUGGGUGACGCACCACAUCGCGUAUGACAUGGAAGGCUACCGGAACCCCAAUCUGAGGUCGGCGUCCCCGGAUGACGUCUUACGGACAGGGAGGGCCGUGUGUGCGGGAUACUCCAGUCUGGUUCAACGGAUGUGCAGUCUUGCAGGUAUAGAGUGUAAGGAGCUGUCUGGGUAUUCCAAGGGUGCUGGCUACAAGCUGGGAAACCGAUUCCGUGGGGAGUCGGAUCAUGCCUGGAACGCUGUCCGACUGGCUGGGAGUUGGCACCUUCUGGACGCUACCUGGGGAGCUGGUCAUGUGACUGAUAAUGUUUCUCAGUUUGAAUUCAAAUAUAAUGAGUUCUACUUCUUGACUCACCCUGCCCUUUUCGUGGGAGAUCAUUUCCCGCUGGAGGGUCAGUGGCAGCUCCUGAGACCACAGAUCUCGCUUAAGCAGUUUGAGGAUGCCGCUUUCCGGAAAAGCUGCUUUUAUAAUUCUGGCCUCCUGUCUUCGCAACCAGAGUCUUGGCUCAUCCAUUCAGAUCAAAAGACAACCAUCACCAUAAAGAGUUCAUCACCUACGCUCUUCAUGCAAACGCUCAACGACAAAGAGAACCAUGGCAUCUUAACCCUGAAGCCAGACGGAAUGAUGCUGGAUGUCUAUCCCCCAGAAAUCGGAAAACAUUCCUUGAAAAUCUAUUGCAGGGACCCAGAUUCUACAGAAAAGAUGUACAACUCAGCGUUGCAUUAUGAGAUCCAGUGCAAGGCCGUCGACCGGGGGCUGAACUUGCCUGAAGAUCUGAAAAACCCCAUGGGGCCCAGCUGGAUGUCUGAGCAGAGCGGCCUCUGUGACCCCUCCCAGCGUGACUCUCUGGUCCACACCGCUGACGGUCGCUGCUCCUUCAGCUUCCGUGUGGACAGUCACUGGGAGUUCCUCAGCAUGCUGAGCACAGAGGUCUUUCGCAUGACAGAUGAUGAGCAACGCAGGCACACAUUCAUGUCUAGAACUGUGGACCGUGUUAAAUUCCAAGUGCAGAUACCAAGACCUGGGCUAUAUCAGCUCUGUAUCUAUGGCAAAGAGAGAACAAUGGCAGGCAGUUUCAGCAACGUCUGUAAUUAUCUGAUCUCCUGCACCAACCCCAAAGUGAGCUGGCCGGUCUUCCCUUUGAAAUACACUACCUGGCAGGAACACUAUGAGCUGGUUGAGCCUCUUUCCGGUGUCCUCCCAGCCAACCGGACCAUCCGGUUCAAGAUGAGGGUCCCAGGGGUCUCCCAAGUGUCAGUGCAAGGGAAAGCCACACAGGAUCUGUGCCUGGAUACAGAUGGAUUCUGGAAUGGUUGCUGCAGCACUGCGGGAUGUCUGGAUCUGUCAGUCAUGAUCAGAGAGAAUCCUAAUGACCUUACUCGCUCCUUUAUACUUAACUAUCAAGUGGGGGGUAAAAGUGACUAGCAACAGUAAAGUCUGCCUUGAAUUUGAUAGUUUCCUCAAUAAAAAAAGAAAGUACCUUACAUGUAUGA
Messenger RNA from Paramormyrops kingsleyae, 2317 nucleotides. Its product is annotated as kyphoscoliosis peptidase-like. Gene Ontology annotation, biological process: muscle organ development; neuromuscular junction development. The record is from RefSeq and is a predicted model, not a curated record. NCBI's taxonomy places the organism in Eukaryota, Metazoa, Chordata, Actinopteri, Osteoglossiformes, Mormyridae. Gene Ontology annotation, cellular component: cytoplasm.